Messenger RNA from Scomber japonicus (chub mackerel), 1347 nucleotides. Its product is annotated as serine/threonine-protein kinase NIM1. Gene Ontology annotation, cellular component: cytoplasm. Gene Ontology annotation, biological process: microtubule cytoskeleton organization; protein phosphorylation; intracellular signal transduction. The transcript is spliced from 4 exons. Bases 1 to 1347 code for a protein of 448 amino acids. The record is from RefSeq and is a predicted model, not a curated record. Gene Ontology annotation, molecular function: protein serine/threonine kinase activity; tau-protein kinase activity; ATP binding. Lineage: Eukaryota; Metazoa; Chordata; Actinopteri; Scombriformes; Scombridae.
AUGAAGGACCCGCAGAUUACAGCCAUCAAAACGCGGUUGUGGCCAAAGCAGAAAGGGAGUAAAAAAUCCAAAGAUGAGCCUUCAAAGGUAGAGAAGAUAACCAAGCCUGUACCUUCCUCUGCCACAAGUGCCAUUCCACAGCUGACUGAAGCAGAGAGAAUGAGGCAGUCACCGUUUGAGAGGGUUGUCUAUGACAUGGCCCACAACGAGAGGAUCAUCAAUGACCUGAUGCUUGGUCGCAGGGUCGGCUUCUACGAGCUGCGGGGAGAGAUUGGGCAGGGUAGCUUCUCUUCUGUAAGGCUGGGCAUCCAUGCUUUAACAAAAGAGAGAGUUGCUGUCAAAGUCGUCGACAAGAUGCGUUUGGAUAAGAAGGGCCAACCUUUGAUUGCCUCUGAGAUCAGUUGCAUGGAAAAGAUGUGCCACCCAAACAUAGUGCGUUUGUACGAGGUGAUCGAGACCAGCAGGAAGCAGUAUCUGGUAAUGGAGUAUGGCAGCGGUGGAGACCUGUUCUCUCGAAUCACCACCAGGGGGAAGCUUAGCGACCUGGAAACCAAGCUGGUCUUUGCACAAGUCAUCUCUGCUGUUAAACACAUGCAUGACAACAACAUUGUCCACAGAGACCUUAAGGCAGAGAACAUCUUCUACACCACCACCUACUGCAUCAAGGUCGGUGAUUUUGGCUUCAGCACUGAGAGCAGCCCCAGUGAUCUUCUCACCAAUUUCUGUGGGUCACCACCGUAUGCUGCUCCUGAGCUGUUCAGGGAAAAAGGUUACAAUGGGCGCUACUCAGACAUCUGGGCUUUAGGCAUCCUCUUGUACUUCAUGGUGACGGCCACUGUUCCAUUUUUUGGGGACACACUUGGAAGGAUGAAGCGCUGCAUCCUUCAAGGGGCCUACAGUAUCCCUGCUUAUGUGCCCGAUCAAUGCCAGUUGGUGAUAAAGGGCAUGCUGCGCCCUGUCCCUAUUGAUCGCUCCCCUCUCACAUGUAUUUUAAACGGUGCUUGGCUGAAGGGGAUUGAGUACCCCUCUCCAUAUGUGUUGUUGCCCCUGUCCCCAGCCCACUUUGCCCAGGCCGACCAGACUCUGUGCGUGGAGGAGCAGGAGGUGAAGAGCUUACUGUCAGAUCUCGGCAUUGUGGCAGUUCAUUUUCAAAACAAUCCCUGCUUAGACUGUAAGAGUCCUUUGACAGGGACUUACCGGAUCCUCCUCCAUCAAGUCCAGAAGAGGAGGUCAGUAGAGGCUGUUGGCUAUUCAGCACUUCACCCUGAUGAGUACAGGAAUAUGAGGAAAUGGGCUGCAUCACCCGUGGACAAACACAAUCCCUCUGCAGUCUGUGUUAUACUGUGA